This is a messenger RNA of Gadus chalcogrammus (walleye pollock), 2010 nucleotides long. RefSeq lists its product as uncharacterized. The record is from RefSeq and is a predicted model, not a curated record. The coding region runs from base 1231 to 2010 and encodes 259 amino acids. Gene Ontology annotation, molecular function: protein dimerization activity. The transcript is spliced from 2 exons. NCBI's taxonomy places the organism in Eukaryota, Metazoa, Chordata, Actinopteri, Gadiformes, Gadidae.
UGUGGUGAAGGAACGGAUUGUCGAGGAGGUGAAGGCUGCGAAGUUUGUAGCCAUCCAGGCUGACGAGACCACCGAUGUCAGCACGCAGACUCAGCUGGUUCUUGUUCUCUGUUACGGCUCCAGGAUGUUAGCUUGCUACGUCUAGGGGGGGGAGUAGGGGAACCAUAACACAUAUUACUGUUAGGCUGACUGGGAGAACAACAAAACAGGGCACAACAGCAAACUGGAUACGUAAGUGUGUUUAUUUAGCUAGCGAUCCGCCAAGGGGAAUAGGGAACCAUAAGCGGAGCCAAAUCAAAGAAAACAAGAUAAAGUGACAACUAAUUAGUGCACACAUACAACCUAGCUAAUACAUACAGAGGGUGGCCCCGCUCCUAACCUGAUGUGAUAACAGAGUAUGGUCUACGUGAUGGCAGUGUAAACCCAAGGGUAUCUUACCUAUUCACCUAAACCCCUAUGGCAUCUCACAAACAAAAGGCAACAGCACGACACAGCCAAACACACAGGCAGACAAUGGCCUCCUCUUGGAGACCAACAGGUGCAAGUUAUCAAGGCCUGAUGACACUGAUUGGCCAACAGACAGCUCCCAGAUUGGACAGGGGGUUGGACGAUGGUGGAGGAACAGCCAAUGGUGUGAGACCUGCAGAGAAUGAGAGGGGAGACACAGGAAAACAACCACACCCGUAACAUUCUCCGAUACAUCGACGGCAAGUAUGCAGUGCAUGAACGUUUUUUUGAGUUUCUUCCCCUCACCGAGUCAACGGCGACCUCUAUAGCGAAUGUGAUCCUGGAGCGACUGAACAGUCUGUUUUCCGACGACGAGAGAGAGAAACUAAUCGCUCAAGCGUAUGAUGGUGCCAGUGUGAUGAGGGGAGAGAAGGCUGGUGUGCAGCAAAAGGUGCGUGAACACUUCAAAAAUGCACAUUAUGUGCAUUGUUACGCACACCAACUGAACCUGAUCAUGCAGCAAGCCACAUCCAACAUAAGCAAAGUGAAGGUUUUUUUCUCUGAGCUGAGUGGGAUUUCGAGUUUUUUUUCCCCAAGAGGACCAGCAUUCUCGAUCAGGUCGUCGCCCGGAGACUGCCGAGGGCUUCAGCUACAAGAUGGAAUUUCAACAGCAGGAUCGUCAACACUGUCAGUGAGAAUCGAGCCGACCUCAUUGAAUGUUUCGAAACCAUCAAGACAUCAUUUGACCAACCAACAGUGAGAGAGGCAUCUGGGUUCAUCCGAAUGCUGCAAGAUGAAGACUUCGUUUUUUUCUUGAGCGUUUUUCACAACAUCAUGCCCCAUGUGGACAUCCUGUACCAGCAACUCCAGCAGAAGGACAUCGAUGCAGUACUCAUCCAGCGGGCCCUCCAGAGGUUCACAAGCAGUGUGCAGGCCAUAAGGGGCUCCCCCUCACUUCAGCAGGUCCAGGGAGAACCAGCUGCCAAACGAAGGACAGCGUUGGGAGAGGAAGAAAAGCAGAGGAUGGCUAAAGAGAUCUGUGACACCAUCUUGGCUCACUGCAAGGAGCGGUUUUCCUUCACCGACCACCUAGUUAGUGCCACCUUACUGCAAGGAGAUCUGUUUGGAAGGUACUGCCAUUCAUUUCCAACCGAAGCGCUGCAUGCCACUGUGAAGGCAUACCCCAUGCUGGAUCAAGCAAAGCUGCACACAGAGCUCUCCCUCAUCUACGAAAACCCAGAGUUUAAGGGAUGUUGUGGUGCACUGGCACUUUACCAGCUGCUCAUGUCCUACAACCUACAGGACACGUUCUCAGAGACUGUUGCUCUGUUGAACAUCAUUAUCACCACACCCAUGACCACCUCUGAAGCAGAGAGAUGCUUCUCAACUUUGAAGAGGAUAAAGACCUUCCUGCGCAACUCCAUGGGCCAGGAACGUCUUAACGCCCUGGCCAUGCUUUCAAUGGAACGGAAACUUGUCCUUAGCAUGCCUGACUUCAAUGAGAGAGUCAUUGACUGCUUUGCUGCAUUAAAAGAGAGACGCAGCAAAUUCCAGUACAAGUGA